GCCGGACGGACAUCAUGAUGAAGCACAAGCUGGGCGGCGGGCAGUACGGCGAGGUAUACGAGGCCGUUUGGAAGCGCUACGGCAACACGGUGGCCGUUAAAACGCUCAAGGAGGACACGAUGGCACUGAAGGACUUCCUCGAAGAGGCGGCCAUCAUGAAGGAGAUGAAGCACCCCAAUCUGGUGCAGCUCAUAGGUGUUUGCACCCGUGAACCGCCCUUCUACAUCAUCACCGAGUUCAUGUCGCACGGCAAUCUGCUGGACUUUCUGCGCUCCGCCGGCCGCGAGACGCUCGAUGCCGUGGCGCUGCUCUACAUGGCCACGCAGAUAGCCUCGGGAAUGAGCUACCUGGAGUCGCGCAACUACAUCCACCGCGAUCUGGCCGCCCGCAACUGCCUGGUGGGCGACAACAAGCUGGUCAAGGUGGCGGACUUUGGGCUGGCGCGUCUGAUGCGCGACGAUACGUAUACGGCGCAUGCGGGGGCCAAGUUCCCGAUCAAGUGGACGGCACCGGAGGGACUGGCGUACAACAAGUUCAGCACCAAGUCGGACGUGUGGGCCUUCGGGGUGCUGCUGUGGGAGAUAGCCACGUACGGGAUGUCACCGUAUCCGGGCAUCGACCUGACCGACGUGUACCACAAGCUGGAGAAGGGCUAUCGCAUGGAGCGGCCCCCCGGCUGUCCGCCGGAGGUGUACGACCUGAUGCGCCAGUGCUGGCAGUGGGAUGCCGCCGACAGGCCCACGUUCAAGAGCAUACACCAUGCGCUGGAGCACAUGUUUCAGGAAUCGUCCAUCACCGAAGCGGUCGAGAAGCAGCUGAACGCCAACGCCACCGCCACCAGCGCGAGCAGCUCCGCUCCGAGCACAUCGGGCGUGGCCACCGGCGGAGGAGCCAGCACAACCACAACGACGGCGGCCAGCGGUUGCGCUUCCUCAUCCUCGGCCACCGCCUCGCUCAGCCUCACACCGCAGAUGGUGAAGAAGGGUCUGCCCGGCGGCCAGACCCUCACGCCGAAUGCCCACCACAACGAUCCGCACCAGCAGCAGGCCAGCACGCCCAUGUCAGAAACCGGCUCCACCUCCACCAAGCUGAGCACCUUCUCCAGCCAGGGCAAGGGCAACGUCCAGAUGCGUCGCACCACCAACAAGCAGGGCAAGCAGGCGCCCGCACCACCGAAGCGAACCAGCCUGCUCUCGAGCAGUCGCGACUCCACUUAUCGCGAGGAGGAUCCUGCCACCGCCCGAGGCAUUUUCAUCGACGACCUCAGCACGAAUGGUUUGGCCCGCGACAUCAACAGUUUGACGCAGCGCUACGACUCGGAAACGGAUCCCACAGCCGACCCGGACACAGAUGCCACGGGCGAUAGUUUGGAGCAGAGUCUCAGCCAGGUGAUUGCCGCUCCUGCCACCAACAAGAUGCAGCAGUCUCUCCACGGCGGAGGAGGCAUUGGUCCUCGUUCCUCGCAGCAGCACAGCUCGUUCAAGCGGCCAACUGGGACGCCCGUGAUGGGCAAUCGCGGUCUGGAGACCCGCCAAAGCAAGCGUUCCCAGCAGCAUCCACAGGCUGUGGCACCGGCUCCUCCACCAGCUCAACCGCAUCAUGGCAACAACGGAGUGGUGACCACCGCAGCUCAUCCAAUCACCGUGGGCGCCCUGGAGGUGAUGAAUGUCAAGCGGGUGGUGAAUCGCUACGGCACUCUGCCCAAGGUGGCACGAAUCGGUGCCUAUUUGGAUAGUCUGGAGGAUAGUAGUGAUGCUGCUCCACCCGCCACUCCUCCUGCUCCGCCAGCAGCCAAUGGACACGGCACUCCGCCGGCUACUAGGAUGCAAAAUCCGAAGGCCAGCCCCCUUCCGCCGCAGCAGAUGAUCCGGAGCAACUCAUCCGGUGGAGUGACCAUGCAGAACAAUGCGGCUGCCAGUUUGAAUAAGCUGCAGCGUCAUCGCACCACCACCGAGGGCACCAUGAUGACGUUCUCCUCCUUCCGAGCGGGCAAUUCGAGUAGCUCACCCAAGCGCAGUGGCUCCGGAGUGUCGGCAGUGGGAGUUCAGCCUGCUCUGGCCAAUCUAGAGUUUCCGCCGCCGCCGCUGGAUUUGCCACCGCCACCGGAGGAGUUCGAGGGAGCACCACCACCCCCGCCGCCGGCGCCCGAGAGCGCUGUGCAGGCCAUCCAGCAGCAUCUGCAUGCCCAGCUGCCGAACAAUGGCAAUGUGAGCAAUGGCAACGGAACGAACAACAACGACAGCAGCCACAACGAUGUGAGCAACAUUGCGCCCAGCGUGGAGGAGGCGAGCUCAAGGUUUGGAGUGUCCCUGCGGAAGCGUGAGCCCUCCACCGACUCCUGCAGCUCGCUGGGCAGUCCACCGGGAGAGGCCGAUCUCAAGGAGAAGCUGAUCACCGAGAUCAAGGGUGCUCCUCCGGCUCCCCUAGCAAACCUAGCAAAUGGCUCGGGGAUGGCGGCUGUGGAUCCCGUAUCCCUGCUCGUCACUGAGCUGGCCGAGAGCAUGAAUCUGCCGAAGCAGAAGCUGACCAACGGCAAUGGUUCGGGAUUCAAGGCUCAGCUGAAGAAAGUCGAGCCCAAGAAGAUGAGCCCGCCGAUGGCCAAGGCAGAGCCGGCCAAUACCAUCAUUGACUUCAAGGCCCAUCUGCGUCGGGUGGACAAGGAAAAGGAGCCGGCAGCUCCGGCAGCAUCACCAUCAACCAAUGCCAAUUGCAAUACUACGGGAACCCUUAAUCGGAAGGCCAUGCAAAAGACUGAAAUCAAAAUCGAUGUGACCAACUCGAAUGUGGAGAAAUGUGGAGACGAGACGGGAGCAGCGGGCGAGGGCGGCGAUCUCGGCAAGCGACGGAGCACAGGUAGUAUUAAUAGCUUAAAGAAACUGUGGGAGCAGCAGCCGCCGGCGCCGGACUAUGCAAGUAGCUCGAUUCUCCAGCAGCAACAGCAGCCGACGACGGUGGUGAAUGGCGGCCAACUGUCGCCCAAGUAUGGGUUGGGGAAAUCGGCAGCCAAGCCGGGCAAUAAGCCACCACCGGCAGCCCCACCACCACCGCCCCCGAACUGCACCACCACCUCCAACUCCUCCACCACCACAUCCACUAGCACCUCUAGUAGAGAUUGCACUGUCAGCAGGCAGCAGGCCAUAAAAACCUCUCAUUCAACGCAACUCUUCACAGAUGACGAGGAGCAGCAGCAGCAGCCGGAGGGUCAAGGAUCGGUGGGCCAGGCGGACAUGACCCAGUCGCUGUACGAGCAGAAGCCGCAGAUCCAGCAGAAGCCAGCGGUGCCGCACAAGCCCACCAAGCUGACCAUCUAUGCGACGCCCAUAGCGAAAUUAGCUGAUCCUGCCACUUCAGGAUCCGCUAGCUCCACGCAGAUUUCGCGGGAGAGCAUCCUCGAGUUGGUGGGACUGCUGGAGGGAUCACUCAAGCACCCUGUCAACGCCAUCGCUGGAUCUCAGUGGCUGCAGCUGAGCGACAAGCUCAACAUUCUGCACAAUUCGUGUGUGAUCUUUGCGGAUAAUGGAGCCAUGCCGCCGCACUCGAAGUUCCAGUUCAGGGAGCUGGUCACGCGGGUGGAGGCGCAGUCGCGGCACCUGCGCACCGCCGGCAGCAAGAACGUCCAGGACAACGAACGCCUGGUUUCGGAGGUGGGUCAGUCGCUGCGCCAGAUCUCGAAUGCGCUCAACAGGUAAAUGAUAAGACGGGGGAUGGAUGCGCCCGAUCAACAUCCGGGCAUCUGGCUGGACGCCGAGGGCAACUUCAUCAAGCGCAAGUGACCCCAUCAUCCAACCAAACCAUCCCCCGUGGAAGCGGAAACAGGAAACGGAAACAGGAAAUGAAACUUCAAGCCCAGCGAAGAAGAAGAAGGAAGGAAGGACAACUAGAAUCGGAGGAGGACACCUAUGUAUCGUACUUGGUAGCGUGUAGUAGUAGCUUCUAUUAUAUAUACCCAUAUAUAUCUAGUCAGAUCUGUGCAGAGCCCCGACGAACGCUUCCAGAAAAACAAAAAAAAAAACUAAAUAACUAAAGGCAAGAAAUCAGUAAACAAUGAGUUGCAAAGCAAAUUUGGGUAAGGUCUCGCGGGAGGAGCCUUGUUUUUAAUUGUAAAGUAAGGGAACCCCUCCUCCCACCCACUCAGCCCCUUUCCAACCGCCCCCCCAAAAACCCAAAAACCCUAAAAACCCCCAAACGUAAUCGCGCUUCGUUUGUUUUAUAUAGAAAGACACAAGACAUGGCUUAAGAAUGAAAGGAAAUAUAUUCAUAGAAUAUCUCAAUAAACUUAGUAAUUACAAAUGAAAACGCAAUGCAUAUACACAUAUACAUACAUAUAUUUACAUAUACUAGUCGUAAAAUGUUUUAUUAUACCUAUACAUUUACAUACUUCUACAAGAUAAACAGAUAAAGAUAUUAUAUUAUACAUUUAACGACCAGAAAAACAACACUCCCCUUUUGAGAAAAACGGAAAAGGAAUAGGAACUUGAUACUUCUUCGGAUACUUCUUUCGAUCGUGUGUUUUAAGGCCCGCAGCAUGCAUAUAUGUCUAUGAUCAUGAUCUAUAUGUACUCGGCGUAUCCAUUACGUACACAGUAGCAAAGCCCAAAGAUAUUAUUAUUAACUGAUAACUACAACUACUACUACUCAAAUUGAUAUGUUUAGUGGCAAAGACUAAAUUGAUUUAUGUUUAAUCUAUGUUCGUUCGAGUACGAAGCGCAUCGAAAUGCUUUUAAGACGUAUUACACAACCAAUUGUAAUUAUUAUCUGAUAUUUUCAAGGAUUUUAAACAACUUUUAUACGUAAACAAAAAUAAUAUAAAAAGAAAAAAAGAAAACAAAAACGAAAACCAAAUAAAUUUAUUUCAAAGUAAACGAAUCGAAAGAGUAAGGCGAGGGGCAGCCUGUAAAAAUAUGCAGGGCGGUCAAACCUACAGAUAUAAUUAUAAAUAUUGAUGUGCAUACAAUACAUUGCCUUUCCUUAACCCCACUAGUCCUCUUCUUUGACCCCGAAUCGAAUAAAAUGGGCCAACACAGCUGGCAGGACGAGUGCGACACGUUGCCCAAUAUAUACACAAAUAUAUUUCUGUAACUUCUAUGAUACACCAAGCGCCUGAUAUGCGCUGCAGAAUAAUAUCUAAAACGAAAACGGAUCAAAAACAAAGUACUUCAAUGAGAAAUAAAAACGAUAUUUAAAGAAUUCAAAA
This is a messenger RNA of Drosophila takahashii, 5194 nucleotides long. It is a transcript of the gene Abl, whose product is annotated as tyrosine-protein kinase Abl. Gene Ontology annotation, molecular function: protein binding; non-membrane spanning protein tyrosine kinase activity; ATP binding. NCBI's taxonomy places the organism in Eukaryota, Metazoa, Arthropoda, Insecta, Diptera, Drosophilidae. The record is from RefSeq and is a predicted model, not a curated record. Gene Ontology annotation, biological process: protein phosphorylation.